Molecule: messenger RNA, 2736 nt
Organism: Nicotiana tabacum (common tobacco)
Lineage: Eukaryota; Viridiplantae; Streptophyta; Magnoliopsida; Solanales; Solanaceae
Product: protein ACCUMULATION AND REPLICATION OF CHLOROPLASTS 6, chloroplastic
Biological process (GO): chloroplast fission
Cellular component (GO): chloroplast inner membrane
Source: RefSeq, a predicted model, not a curated record
AAAUCAAAUUAUGAGCACACUUUGAACUCUGCAGUCGCAUAGCUCCACUAACAAUGGAGGCUUUAACACACCUAAGCUUCGGCAUUUGCACUCCCCGCCUUUCACCACCAUUUCAACUUCCCGCCGCCGGUAAGAAGCCACUGCGACUCAAUGCUGUUACCGGCGGAGCUAGUAGCGUUACCGGUGGAGCAAGUAGUGUCCCGACUAACUUCUCCGCCAGCAAAUGGGCUGAUCGUCUUCUCGCCGACUUCCAAUUCCUUCCUUCCACCACCACCUCCACCUCCGACUCACCGGAUUUCCUAAAUUCAACUUCCUCUACCGCCACCGCAACUACUCUUCCUCCGCUCUCUCCUCCUCCAGACCGCCACAUUUCUAUGCCGAUAGACUUUUACAGAGUGCUUGGUGCUGAAUCUCAUUUCCUCGGUGACGGUAUCAGAAGAGCUUACGAUGCUAGAAUUACAAAGCCGCCGCAGUACGGCUACACUCAGGAAGCAUUAAUUGGCCGACGACAGAUUCUUCAAGCUGCUUGUGAAACCCUAGCUGACUCUACUUCUCGUAGAGAGUACAAUCAAGGCCUUGCCCAGCAUGAGUUUGAUACUAUUGUUACUCCUGUCCCCUGGGAUAAAGUUCCUGGAGCAUUAUGUGUUUUGCAAGAAGCUGGUGAGACUGAAGUAGUUCUUCAGAUUGGGGAGAGCUUGCUGAAAGAGAGGUUGCCUAAGUCGUUCAAGCAAGAUGUGGUCUUAGCUAUGUCACUCGCAUAUGUUGACCUUUCGCGGGAUGCCAUGUCCCUUUCACCUCCUGAUUUUGUUAAAGGUUGUGAACUGCUUGAGAGAGCGCUUAAGCUAUUGCAGGAAGAAGGUGCAAGUAAUCUUGCCCCUGAUCUGCAAGCCCAGAUAGAUGAGACAUUGGAAGAGAUAAAUCCGCGCUACGCACUUGAACUUCUAGCUUUUCCUCUUGGUGAUGAACACCGAAUGAAAAGAGCAGAGGGUCUUCAAGGUGUGCGCAAUAUUUUGUGGGCUGUUGGAGGAGGUGGAGCAGCUGCAAUCUCUGGGGGGUUCACGCGAGAAGAUUUCAUGAACGAGGCCUUCCUACGAAUGACAGCUGCUGAGCAGGUGGACCUUUUCGUAGCAACGCCAAGUAACAUUCCUGUAGAAAGCUUUGAAGUUUAUGGAGUGGCGCUUGCUCUUGUUGCUCAAGCUUUUGUUGGGAAAAAACCUCAUCUCAUCCAAGAUGCUGAUAACCUUUUUCAGCAACUUCAGCAGACAAAAGUAACAGCUUACGGCAGCUCUGUGUCUGUCUACACUGUUAGAGAAAACCGUGAAAUAGACUUUGCUUUGGAGAGGGGCCUUUGUUCACUUCUUGUUGGAGAAGUCGAUGAAUGUCGCUCAUGGUUGGGCCUAGACAGUGAGGAUUCACCCUAUAGAGAUCCAUCUAUUGUGACUUUUGUUGCAGAACACUCAAAGGAUGACAACGAAAAUGGUCUGCUCCCUGGAUUAUGUAAGCUUCUGGAGACCUGGUUGAUGGAAGUGGUCUUUCCCAGAUUUAGAGAGACACAAGAUAUCAUUUUCAAGCUUGGAGACUAUUAUGAUGACCCUACUGUUUUAAGAUAUUUAGAAAGGCUGGAAGGCGGUGGUGCGUCACCUUUAGCUGCUGCAGCAGCUAUUGCAAGGAUUGGAGCUGAAGCUACAGCUGUGCUAGAUAGUGUUAAGGCUAGUGCUAUUCAGGCAUUACAGAAAGUUUUUCCUGCUGGUGAUGGGGAAGGCAGUGUAAGACGAUAUGGCGACAAUGAGAUGAACGAAUUUGAUAUCGCUAAGCCAUUUGAGGAUCCUGUAGAGCUUCGUGAUCAAAAUAAUUUUAUCACGUCAGUUGAGGAUCCUGAGAGAGUUCCUUCUGGUUAUCAGGAGCAAGAUAUGAUAACCGACAAAAUAAAAGAUGCAACCGUGAAGAUUAUGUGUGCUGGAGUGGCAGUUGGAUUCUUGACUUUGGUUGGAUUGAAGCUUUCUUCCUUUAAACAUGGGUCUUCAGUUCUUCGUAAUGGUACUGGUUCAGCUAUUGCCUCGGAUGUCAUCAAUGUGGGUGCCACACUAGUUGAAAAUCCUCUUGAGGUUCCUAGAAUGGAUGCAAGGCUUGCAGAAAGUAUGGUUAGGAUGUGGCAGAAUAUCAAAUCCCAGUCUCUUGGACCUGAUCAUUGUCUCAACAAAUUGUCAGAGGUUUUGGAUGGUCAGAUGCUGAAGAUUUGGACAGAUCGUGCAACAGAAAUUGCCCAGCAUGGCUGGUUUUGGGACUAUGAGCUUUUAAACCUUACCAUUGACAGCGUGACUGUCUCAGUUGAUGGCCGGCGUGCUAUUGUGGAAGCUACCCUUGAAGAAUCGGCAAGCUUAACUGAUAUGGCCCACCCGGAGCACAAUGACUCAUACAGUACUACCUAUACAACUAGGUAUGAGAUGUCCUGGGCAAAUUCUGGUUGGAAAAUUGUGGAAGGAGCCGUUCUUAAAUCACGAUAACGGAUGUAUAUUUAGACAAAAUUACGUGUAAAGUGCAUUAUUUUUGUUUAUUUUGCUUUACUCUCAAAAGUCCGGUAAAUGGUUAGUGUUGGCCAAUUAUAAUGUAUCUUGUUUGGAUCAUAGAAUUGCUGAGUGUAGUCAGGAAAAUGACCAGGAUUUAUGUGAGAUAAAUGUUAUACUUCCCAAGGGCUGACCUCUUUUUUAAGAAGCAGAGGCGUACGUCUUUUAUUCA